Molecule: messenger RNA, 2799 nt
Organism: Emiliania huxleyi CCMP1516
Lineage: Eukaryota; Haptophyta; Isochrysidales; Noelaerhabdaceae
Exons: 12
Coding region: 1-2799 (932 amino acids)
Biological process (GO): tRNA methylation
Source: RefSeq, a predicted model, not a curated record
AUGCCUCACGAGCUGCCGUUUGCCUCCCUGAGCGAGGACGCGGCUGCCGCUGUGCGCGAGCGGCAGCUACGGCGCAAGCAGGCCAAGCUCGAACGGAAGCAGCAAGCGCGAGUUGCCAGAGCGAGCAGCAUCACGCACUUACAAUCUGCAGGCGAUGAGUCCACGAGUGGCUCGUACAGCGACUGGAUCUCCAAGGCACAGUACUUUGAGGCGGUGCCGGCGGGCUUGUUCCUCCCGCCCGGCGGCGCGACCAUUGACGCCGUGCGGCGGGUGCUAGACGCGUGCGACGCGGAGCUGAAGGAAAACAACUACUUUCUCUUUGGGUUUGGCUCGAACGAGGCGUGGGAUCCGGCCUUCAACGCGCGGCUGCUGUACGAGGGCUUCUUCACCAUCACCGCUCGCCUGCUCGGAGCCGGCACGGAGCCUCUCCCGCUGCCAGAGCUGCAGCCGUACUAUGGUCAGCUCGGGACGCCCAUAGCUAGCGAUCUCGAUCGCAUCGGGCCCAAUCGCGAGAUCCGCGCCGUCGAGCUGCGCGGACGAAGGGAGGAGUGGGGGGAGGAGCAGGGGGAGGAGCAGGGGAGGGAGCAGGGGGGGGAGCAGGGGGAGGAGCAGGGGGGGGAGGAGGAGCAGGAGGGGGAGGAGGAGGAGGAGGUGUACACUUCGCUCUCUGGAUGGACCGCGGUCCGCACCGCCGGGGCUCACGGCACCGCGCAGCUCGUGCUGCUCGGCCUGUGGCUGCGACAGCGCGGCUACGCGUUCUGGCACUGCUACUCGCCCGAGAUGGAGUACAAGCGCGCCCUCGGCCACCGCAUCUACCCGCGCCGCGACUUCCUCGCCCUCCUCGCCCGGCACCGCGGGCCCCACGACCUCCCCCACGACCUCGGCGGCGGCGGCGGCGAUGCCGGUCGCGACGGCGCGCCGGGCGCGGGCGGGCUUGCGACUUUGCGUGAAGGCGACGAGGUUCGCGGUGAUCUGCUCUUGCUCGGAGUGCACGGGGGCGAUUGCGGAGGGUGGGCGCUUGCUUGCUCUGGCAUCGCAACGGCCCGCCGCCUCCCCCCCCUCACUCACACCUUGAGGCUUGCCCUCUCUGGCCCGGUGCGGCGACGGCUCAAAGCGAAGCGAAUGGAUCAGUCGGCCGCCGUCGAUGUCACGGACGCCGUCAGCCGCAUCGAGGCGGCAGCCGCCUCCAUCCCUAUCCACGUUGCCCGGCGGCCGGGGCCAGCGGCCGCCGAGGUCCUCGCCAGGGCAUACGAGAAGGCGACCGCCGGCACGAGUACGUGGUAUCGCACCGGCAAGCGUGCCCUCCACCAGCCGCAGCUCGAGCGGUUCGUGGGCGAGCUGACGCACUACCUCGACAACGUCACCGCGAUUGUGGAGCUGGGCGCUGGGAAGGGCCUCCUUGGGAGGGUGCUGCAAGACGUCAGUGCGAUCUCUCGGGGUGACAGGGGUGCGCUGCCGCUAGUCGCCAUCGAGCAGCGGGAGUGCCCCACCUACGACUCCCGCGAGCACGACGUGACCAGGCUGAACGGCACGUCGGUCGCCCAAGGCUUCGUCCUCGACGACAAGAUCCCGCACGGCGCGCUGGUGAUUGCAAAGCACUUUUGCGGGAACGCGUCCGACGAGGCUGUCCGGCUGAUCCUCGCCAGCGAGCGGGUCGCCCUCGCCGCCCUCGCGCCGUGCUGCCACCCAGCCAUGCAGUGGGAUGCAUUCUGCGCGCGCGAGGCCAAAGGCCCGCUCGGCGCCCUUCUGACGGAGGCGCACUUCCCCGCGCUCGGCGCCGACAGCUGCUACCGGGCCGGCCGUGCGGCGCGGGUCGUCCUCGAGGCGGCGCGGCUGCAGCAGCUGGCGGCCGCCGGCUUCUCGACCGCCCUCGUCGAGUACGCGCCAGACAACCUGAUCCUGCUCGCCGCCCGGCCGAGCAGCUCCCUCGAGCGCGGUCUCGGCCCGCUCAUCCAGACGCCGCGCCCGAGCGGCCUGCACCUGCCGCCGAGCGGGGUGGUGUUGCACACCGCCGCAAAGGGCGCCUCGCAGACGGAGCGGCUGGCGGAGUACCUGCAGGAGCGGCGUGGGCGCGGGCAGAGACCGAGGCGGCAAGGCCGGCACAGACAGAGAGAGAGUGUGUGCGAACAGGAGCUGCGCGAGCGCGGCGAGCGCGCGAUCGAGUCGGCUCCCUCGGCCGGCGGCGGCGCCAGCACCCUCGCGCCGUGCGUGGUUGCGGGCGGGGAGGCGGAGGCCGUGCUCAAGGCUCUGAUGGCGUCGGAGGCGCUGCCACGCGACAGCCUCGCCGGCCGCGGGCAGGUCCUUCGGAUGAACUGCCUCCCGCGCAGCCUAGAGUGGUGGGUGGCCGGGGAGCUGCAUCGUGCCGGCGCGGCGGAGGUUGCGGAGAGGCACCCGCGGUGCGACCCGAGGGGGAAGCGGAUCGGCGUCGUCGCCACCUCGAAGGGGUCGGCCGAGGGGCGCGCCUAUGAGGCGGUGCUGUCUGCGCUGCAUGCCACCGUGGACGUCAUCCCGGAACGCACCGCCGAAGAGUCCGGGGCGGCGCCAGCGAAGCACGCAUACGACAUGCUCAUCGUGGCCAUCGAUCGCGGGGAUGUGCCGGCGGUGGCCGCCACACACCGCGAGCUGCUGAAGCCGGACGGCGUGCUGUGCGCGCGAGCAAAGCUCGGGGCGCAGGCGCGCGGGCGGCGGAUCACGGAGCAGCUGCUGGCUUCGUGGCGCAAGCACGCCUUCCCGACGCCGACCGUGCGGCACCUUCUCGCCGACAAGGAGACUGAUAGAACCAUAAUCGUUGAGCUCUGA